Molecule: messenger RNA, 2528 nt
Organism: Elgaria multicarinata webbii
Lineage: Eukaryota; Metazoa; Chordata; Lepidosauria; Squamata; Anguidae
Gene: PCSK1
Product: proprotein convertase subtilisin/kexin type 1
Exons: 14
Coding region: 1-2241 (746 amino acids)
Biological process (GO): peptide hormone processing
Cellular component (GO): neuron projection; membrane
Molecular function (GO): serine-type endopeptidase activity
Source: RefSeq, a predicted model, not a curated record
AUGGAAAGGAGAUGCUGGGCAGGGCGACGCGUUGCUGUGGCUCUGUUUUGUGCCUGGAGUGUAGCCCUCCUAGCCAAGGCAGAAAGGCAGUUUGUCAAUGAAUGGGCAGCAGAGAUCCCGGGAGGUCCGGAAGCAGCAAAGGCAAUAGCAGAUGAACUGGAGUAUGAGUUGCUGGGGCAGAUUGGAUCACUUCAAAAUCAUUAUCUAUUUAGACAUAAGAGCCAUCCUACAAGGUCUCGACGAAGUGCAACUCACAUUACUAAAAGGCUCUCAGAUGAUCAGCGUGUGUCUUGGGCAGAACAGCAGUAUGAAAAGAAACGAAGUAAGCGUUCAAUGAUCAGAGACUCGGCAAAAAAACUUUUCAAUGAUCCAAUGUGGAAUCAACAAUGGUAUCUGCAAGACACAAGAAUGACUCCGUCUCUGCCCAAACUGGAUCUGCAUGUUCUUCCGGUGUGGCAAAAAGGGAUUACAGGCAAAGGGGUUGUCAUAACUGUUCUUGAUGAUGGCUUGGAGUGGAAUCACACAGACAUUUAUUUUAACUAUGAUCCUGAGGCAAGUUAUGAUUUCAAUGACAAUGAUCAUGAUCCAUUUCCUAGAUAUGAUCCAACAAAUGAAAACAAACACGGAACACGAUGUGCAGGAGAAAUUGCCAUGCAAGCGAACAACCUAAAAUGUGGAGUGGGAGUUGCAUACAAUUCCAAAGUUGGGGGCAUAAGAAUGCUGGAUGGAAUUGUCACAGAUGCCAUAGAAGCGAGUUCAAUUGGUUUCAGUCCAGAUCACGUGGAUAUUUAUAGUGCCAGCUGGGGCCCAAAUGAUGAUGGGAAAACUGUCGAGGGUCCGGGCAGGCUGGCGCAGAAGGCUUUUGAAUACGGGAUCAAAAAGGGUCGAAAGGGCAAAGGCUCCAUCUUCGUCUGGGCUUCUGGGAACGGUGGCCGCCAAGGCGAUAACUGCGACUGCGAUGGCUACACAGAUAGCAUCUACACUGUCUCCAUCAGCAGUGCCUCCCAGCAAGGCCUUUCUCCCUGGUAUGCAGAGAAGUGCUCUUCAACACUGGCCACAGCAUACAGCAGUGGGGAUUACACUGACCAGAAAAUUAUUAGUGCUGAUCUUCAUGAUGAAUGCACAUCUACUCACACUGGGACCUCAGCUUCUGCCCCCCUGGCUGCAGGAAUUUUUGCUCUUGCCCUCGAAGCCAAUCCUAAUCUAACCUGGAGGGAUAUGCAACACUUGGUAGUCUGGACAUCUGAAUUCGAUCCAUUGGCCAACAAUCAAGGAUGGAAGAAAAAUGGAGCUGGGAUGAUGGUGAACAGCAGAUUUGGAUUUGGAUUACUCAAUGCUAAAGCACUGGUAGAUUUGGCUGACCCUAAAACCUGGAAAGGAGUACCAGAAAAGAAAGAGUGCAUUGUUAAGGACAGCAGCUUUGAGCCAAGGUUGUUAAGAGCUAAUGGUGAAGUUACCAUUGAAAUUCCCACAACAGCUUGUGAAGGUCAAGAAAAUGCCAUUAAAUCCUUGGAACAUGUGCAGUUCAAAGCAACGAUUGAAUAUUCCCGCAGAGGUGAUCUACAUGUGACCCUAACUUCUCCAUUAGGGACCAACACAGUCUUACUGGCUGAGCGGCAAAGGGAUAAGUCACCCAAUGGCUUUAAAGACUGGGACUUUAUGUCAGUUCACACCUGGGGAGAGGAUCCAUCAGGAACAUGGACUUUAAAAGUUCUUGAUAUGUCUAGAAGAAUACAAAACGAAGGAAGAAUUGUGAACUGGAAAUUGAUUUUACAUGGCACUUCAACCCGGCCCGAACACAUGAAGCAGCCUCGUGUCUAUACAUUGUAUAAUACUGUCCAGAAUGAUAGGAGAGGUGUGGAGAAGAUGGCAGACUUUGUGGAGGACCACACCACACAGGAGAACCUGAGUGGAAAAAACAAGCUGACCGAAAGUACCAGCAGCACUGAGAAAAUACCGAAGACGGCCACCUCAGACGCAAUGCUCCGUCUACUGCAAAACGCAUUCCGUGGUCAGAGGGCUGGGAAUCCAGUUCCAAAGAAGAUGCUAAAUGAGAACUCAAAUAUCCCGUAUGAACAUUUCUACCAAGCUCUUGAGAAACUAAACCGAGCCUCCCAGUUGAGAGACUCUGAGGAGUCUCUGUAUAGUGACUAUGCUGACGUUUUUUACAAUUCUAAACCAUACAAACAUAGAGAUGACAGACUAGUGCAAGGCUUGGUUAAUAUUCUGAAUGACAAUUAAAAGAUAUAGAGGAAAGCACUAGGUUGGAAAUAUUCCCACACUCUAUCCCAACGUUACUCCCUGUUUCAGACUUAACUCCCACUUAUUCUGACAAAUUUUCAUGAACACAUCUUUUAUUGCUUUAUACUUAUUAGCUACCUAAAGAAUAAGGGAAACAGAAAAGGCAUUUUGUGAAACGUGUUGUAAAACGGUCACUUUAAUCAAAUAUUCAUAAUCCCCUGAGAAUAGCAGGCCCUGUCUGAAAAGGUAAUGCUUUUUGGAAACUCAUAUAGGCUUCUUGUAUGGUC